UGUCUGCAUCUCUUUGACUUUAAGUCUCUGUCAAUCACUUGACUUUGUUCAGAGUUGAAGAUCUACAGGUAUGUAAUGUGUAUAUAAAGGCCAGUAGCAAUUACAUGCAGUUGCGUGUCCAUCAACCAUUGGAUUAGUUAAUCCCUUCAACAAUGUCAUAAUUUUCAUGGAGUGUAUUUAUGUUUUCCUUGUGGAUUACCAAAAUGUGAUAAAAAGUCAAACGAGCCCACAGAUUAUUGAAUUAGGGGAGGACGAUCACACACCAAGGGCUCCCUAAGGCCGGAGGAGCAAGAUGAAAAUGUCCUUCGAUAAUUCCACUGAAGUUUUCCAAGUGGAGGAUUCCCUCUCCUUACCUCCAUCUACACCUCCACCCUACUCCCGGCUACAGGUCCACGAGAAUCGCCUCGUCUCACAGUCAUCCACAGGUUCCUCAGAGAGCAGUCUCAGUCACAUGACCGAAGAAAAACCAGUGUUGCCUGGAGUUACAGUGCGUGCUGCUACCAAAGAGAAUCUUGUACAGCUUGUUGUACAGAGUAUAGAACCAGAUGGACGAUUGGUAGGGGGCAGUGAUUUCCUGAGUGUUAUGUUUUUGAUGCAUCAGUGGUUCAUGAGUUCAGAACAGCUAGCCUCUGCUUUCAUUGACUUAUAUCAGUCUAGUGAUGAGACUGUCUCCUGUACCAAACUCAACUGUCAACACAUCCCAGCUAAUGAAGACUGUGACAUACAGAAAUACAAAUGUCGAAUCUGUCACGCUGUCAGGUUCUGGAUAGACAAUUAUCCAAUCCAUUUUGACUUGGAUUUGAGACUGAAGACAGUGAUGAACAACUUCAGAACGAUUGCUCACUCAGAAGGCAAUGAUGUGUGUAAACAACUGCUGGAUCUGUCUAAAGUUCCUACAUUUGAUUGGAUGAGAAGAAUCUCUGUCAGGCCAAGCAAACACAACAGAAAGGUAUCCCUUGUGUUUAAUCACUUAGAGCCAAUGGAGUUAGCAGAGCAUUUGUCAUAUCUAGAAUACAAAGCAUUCCGCAGGAUAAAUUUUACUGAUUUUAAAAACUAUGCAAUGUCGGGGUCCAUUAAAGAUAACCCCAAACUGGAGCGGUCCAUUGCUUUGUUUAAUGGAUUGUCACAGUGGAUACAGUGUAUGGUGCUCAGUAAGACAACCCCACAACAAAGAGCUGAUGUCAUCGUCAAAUUUGUUAAUGUUGCGAAGAAACUGAGGCUGCUGAACAAUUUUAACACUUUGAUGUCAGUGGUAGGGGGGCUAACACACAGCGCUCUGGCCAGGCUGUCCAAAACUAACCAGGAAAUCCCUAGUGAUACUCAGAAGACGCUGAUGGAGUUCACCGACCUUCUUUCCUCUAAUAACAACUUCAGCAACUAUCGCAAAGUCUUCAAUCAGAUCAAGGCUACAGAGUUCAAAAUUCCCAUACUAGCUGUCCAUCUGAGAGACCUGAUCCUCCUACAUACAGCUUUACCAGAUCAAGUAGAGGGAAAUCUAAUUAAUUUCCGGAAAAUGGUUCAGCUUUCACAAACACUGAAAGAACUGACCAAACUUCAGCUGCAUGAUGUCAUUCCAUUCACUGCUAAUGUGGACCUUGUCAAUACACUCAGGUUAUCACUUGAUCUGCACUACACAGAAGAUGAAAUUUAUGAACUCUCCCUGGCACGAGAGCCUAGAAAUUCCUUAUCAUCUGUCAGUGAAACACCGUCCACCCCAACCAAGCCGGCAGUGGUGUUUGCUGAGUGGCUGGCAGGAGUUAGUCCCCCUGAUCCAAACACAAUAAACAAACAUGUUCAUGAUAUGGUUGAGGCUGUGUUUAAAAAUUACGAUCAUGACAAGGAUGGGUUUAUAUCCCAUGAUGAGUUUAAAGCCAUUGCUGGGAAUUUCCCCUUCAUUGAUUCAUUCUGUGUUCUGGAUGCUGAUCAGGAUGGCAUGAUCAGCAAAGCUGAGAUGAAGACAUACUUUUUUAAAGCCAAUUGCCAUGUGUUGCAGAACAGUUUUAAGCAUGAUUUCCAUGAGACCACAUACCUGAAACCCACAUUCUGUAGCCACUGUACAGGGCUGUUAUGGGGUUUAAUCAAGCAAGGUUGGAAAUGCAAAGAUUGUGGUAUUAAUGCUCAUAAACAUUGUAAAGACUUGGUUGUGAUGGAGUGUCGGAAUAAACAGCAGGCAGCUGGGAACAAACGGCCAGAUGUCCCUAAUGGCCCAUCUUCACACGAGGUAGGAACCUACCCAGGAAGAAGAAAAGCCUCACAGCGACAGAAGAGGUCACGUGUGAGUGUGGGGACACAGACAGAGGAAGUGUAUUUUACAGACCUCCGUCGCUCAAACAUGAACGGGGAUGAGGAUUUUUAUGAAGGUCAAGAAGACGUCUUCACACGGCUGGCCCAGACUGAUGAGGCGAGGGACAAGUUGAUGGCAGAGAAUGCUAAAUUGAGGGAACUGUUGGAAGCUAGUAAUGAACAAAAUGCUGUUCUCAAGUCUCAUUUGGGACUGAUUCGUAAAAACACCAUAGCUUUUAUAUUGGAACAGAUGGAUGCCCUCCAUAUACAGCGAGACACCGAGGUGUAGCUGGGCAGGUCCUAGCCCCACCUACCAAACCCCAUGAUCCACCCCCUGUGUUCACACAGUGAAUCUUCAAUGGUAGACAUUCCAAAGCUUGUACACAAAGAACUGUAAAACUUGCAAAGUGGAGGACCCUGUCUUGUGUUAUAGUAAAGCUUUAUUGUUAUUUAUGUUACAUGACAUAAAUGUUCUCGUAGAUUUGACCAAAUGAUGAAUGUUUAUUUUGAUCAGAACUCAAAUCCUUGGCUUAAACAUUCCAUUGCAAGACUAUUUGUACAAUAGGCGAGGAGAGUUUGAUUGGACUUAAACAAAGUGUGGACAUUUGAUAGCUGCAAAAAACAAUGAGAAAAAAAAAAUUCUCCAACAUUUCAAAGUGUGUUCUAAGUCAAACCUUGAAGUCUUUCAGAUACGUUAUGAGUGUAAGGCGGAUUUUGUGUCCUGUGAUUCGUAAUGUCUUGGUAUUUCAUGUGCAUUCUUUUGAUGGUAUCAGAACCAAUGAAUCUGCAGCAUAUUGGAAAACAGAGGUCUGAUGGACACUGAUUGGUUACCAGCUGUACAUCAUUACCCAUGAUCCUCAGGCAGAUCACAUAAACCCCUCAGCUACCAGUGUUGUGCCAUACAGUUAGCCUACAUACCACCACAUUUAUUCUGCUAUUCUGGAUCAAGCUCAUGGAAAUAAAGUGCAGUUCUGAUUAUUUUACAAAAAAUGUGUUUCUUGUAAAUUUGCCUCCUUUAAACCAGUCACCAAUAAUGAAGAAUUAAUUUUUUUUUUUUUACAUGUGAAUCAACUAUGUAUUUUCUUUACAUAAUCUGUGUUUUUGUUAUAUUUUUUCCUAACA
Molecule: messenger RNA, 3405 nt
Organism: Saccostrea echinata
Lineage: Eukaryota; Metazoa; Mollusca; Bivalvia; Ostreida; Ostreidae
Product: ras guanyl-releasing protein 3-like
Exons: 19
Coding region: 293-2572 (759 amino acids)
Biological process (GO): positive regulation of GTPase activity; Ras protein signal transduction
Cellular component (GO): plasma membrane
Molecular function (GO): guanyl-nucleotide exchange factor activity; calcium ion binding
Source: RefSeq, a predicted model, not a curated record